UUGACGUGAGAAUGAGAUGCAAAAGAAAUGAAGAAAUAAGAGGGACUUGGAGUGUGAAACAUGGAUUGUUCAUCGUAAAAUUGUCGGAACGGAAAGGCUGCUCCCAAAGUCUUCCCGUUUCCCUAACUCCUACACUACUCGUCGUCAAGAAAAUUCUUUAAAAGAAAACAUCUUUUUUCUUGGACCUGUUCUUUAUUCUCUGUCCCUUUCAGAUUUUGAAACAUUUUAACAAUUUAUAUUAUUAUCCUUCACUCUUCAUCUUCACAAGCUUGUCAAGUUCUUGUAUUUGUUUAAGCGCUCUAACUUUUGGGGAUUCUUCGCCUCUCAAUUUUCCAUUUCGGGGCUUCGAGUUUUUGGCUCAGUUGUCUCUAAUCUUAAUUGGAGACAAUGUCACAAGGCUAUGCAAUUGAGCUUUAUUUCGAUCCUGCUCUGGAAAAUCAGGUCUUGAAAGCCUGGAAUGUGUUGGCUCGUCGACAAAUCAGUACUCAGCUCAUUGAAAUUGAAUCAAGGCCUCACAUUACAUUAUACUCAAGUCCGUUUGCUGACAUUUCUAAACUUGAAAAUAUCAUGAAGAAUUUUGCUGCAAAGCAAGAACCUUUACCCAUGUCCUUCUCUUCAAUUGGUAGCCUCCCAAAUGAAAAUAACGUUCUUUUUCUUGCUCCAACUCCAACUUUGUCUCUCCUUCAGUUCCAUUCGCAACUGUGUGAUGCAAUGAAGAAGGAGGGUAUUGAAGUCGGGGACGAGCACCGUCCUGAUACAUGGAUUCCUUUAUGUCCAGUAGCUGAAGAAGUUCCAAAGAUUCGUAUGCCAGAGGCUUUUACUGUUUUACGUGAUCUGAAGCUGCCAAUUAGUGGACAUGCAAUGGAUAUUGGGUUGGUCGAGUAUCCCCCUGUUCAUGAGCUGUUCUCUUUCAUGCUGGGUAACACUGCUGAGUAAUGAGGUUUUGGAGAUGCUCUUCUGUUAAUGUUACAUUAGGCAUUCUGGUUUUUCAUUUGGACUGUUAUUUAUAGUUUUAUUGUUUUGAAAACUGAUUUUUAGACUGUAAUAUGGUGCUAUAGUAACAAAAAGUAAUCUUGAAUUCACUUAAUAGUUAUAUGAGUUUGGAAGUAUUUUCCAAAUUGUGC
Molecule: messenger RNA, 1124 nt
Organism: Olea europaea var. sylvestris
Lineage: Eukaryota; Viridiplantae; Streptophyta; Magnoliopsida; Lamiales; Oleaceae
Exons: 2
Coding region: 388-936 (182 amino acids)
Source: RefSeq, a predicted model, not a curated record